This is a messenger RNA of Musa acuminata AAA Group (dessert banana), 794 nucleotides long. RefSeq lists its product as uncharacterized. Gene Ontology annotation, molecular function: beta-glucosidase activity. Gene Ontology annotation, biological process: glucan catabolic process. The transcript has 2 exons. NCBI's taxonomy places the organism in Eukaryota, Viridiplantae, Streptophyta, Magnoliopsida, Zingiberales, Musaceae. The record is from RefSeq and is a predicted model, not a curated record. Bases 291 to 662 code for a protein of 123 amino acids.
AGCCUGAGCCUAAAGCAUAAAAAAGAUUACGUCACAAUUUAUGGCUGGCACGACUUUAGUCACGCGGAUAAGGAGCGCCUGUAUCGAUGACGUGGCUUCUCCCUUGCGUGUGCCACGUCGGUCCAUCGCCACUUAUGUCAGCACUACUCGGGAACGGUAUGCCUCCCUAGUGGAGACUCACGACACGAAAAACCGCAUCGGCGGAGCGAUCGAUCGAUGAGCUUCUAUGUAAGCCCCGAACGCCCCUUCCACCUCGCAUUCGUCUCUCUUACGCUCUCAGAGAUCCUUGGAUGGUGAAUGAGCUCCUCCCCUCGUACCGGGACGCGGCGCAGACAGUGGCGUCGCGCGUGCGGGACCUACUCUCACGCAUGACAUUCAGGGAGAAGGCCGCCUCGAUGGCCCAGAUCGAGCGCAGCGUUGCCUCCCCCUCCGCCCUCUCCGGCCUCUCCGUCGGGAGCGUCCUCAGCGGCUCUGGGGAUCGCGCCUCCCCCAGCGAUUGGGCCGACAUGAUCGAUCGGAUGCAGCACUGGGCUCUGGCCUCCCGCCUCGGCAUCCCCAUCCUCUACGCCAUCGAUUCCGUCCACGGCCACAACAACCUCUACGGCGCCACCAUCUUUCCCCAUAACGUCGCCCUCGGCGCCAUUAGGAACAUCCACUGCUAGCGCGUGAAGCAAUCAGAAGGUCCUUAGUUUUGUUAAAGAAUGGAAAGGAUCCGAAGAAACCAAUGCUUCCUCUAGAUAAAUAUGCCAGAAGAAUCCUUGUUGAUGGCAGACAUGCUGAUGAUAUUGGGUGCC